Messenger RNA from Solanum verrucosum, 826 nucleotides. Its product is annotated as protein DMP3. Lineage: Eukaryota; Viridiplantae; Streptophyta; Magnoliopsida; Solanales; Solanaceae. The transcript has a single exon. The coding region runs from base 27 to 719 and encodes 230 amino acids. The record is from RefSeq and is a predicted model, not a curated record. Gene Ontology annotation, biological process: endomembrane system organization.
CUUUAUAUUUGAUUGUUCUAGUAUUGAUGGACAUGUCUCUACGAGCCAGAUCAACCUCCUCUAAGCAAACAUCCACAUCACCCGAUGCAUCCGAAAUCCCAUUACUUCCCACUAACAACAACGACAAUAAUAACAACAACAAUCAUAUACCAGAACGGCCGCCUAUACCGCGACCGUCCAUUUCUCAACGUGCCUUAGAAAGCACAGCACAUUUAGCCAACCUUCUCCCAACAGGAACACUCUUAGCAUUCCAACUACUAAUCCCAAUUUUCACCAACAACGGAACGUGUGACACUGCAUCGCGUCCAAUGACAUUAAUCCUCCUUGCACUACUUGCAUUUUCAUGCUUUUUAGCUUGUUUCACCGAUAGCUACAAGGCACCAGACGGGCAAAUUUACUAUGGAUUAGCUACGUUCAAAGGUUUGUGGAUUUUCGAUUACCAGGCAGCUUCAAUUUCUGGUGUGCCUGGUGAAUUGAACAGGUAUAGAGUUGGAUUUAUUGAUUUUGUUCAUGCUGUUCUCUCUGUUCUUGUAUUUAUUGCUGUGGCUUUGAGAGACAAAAAUGUGGUGAAUUGCUUUUAUCCUACACCAGAUCAUGACACAAAACAGGUACUUGAUGUUGUUCCUAUUGGAAUUGGGGUGAUUUGUAGUUUGUUAUUUGUAGUCUUUCCAACUAGGAGGCAUGGAAUUGGCUUCCCUGUUACACCUGAUAGACGGUGAAAUUGAAGCCAAAGUAGUAACAUUUGUUGUUGUUAUUUGUUAAUUCAUUCAUUUGCUUAAUGUUUUGUAAAGUUAUAUUAUUGUGCAUUCCAAUAAUAAAGUUUUUA